This is a messenger RNA of Prunus avium (sweet cherry), 911 nucleotides long. Its product is annotated as nascent polypeptide-associated complex subunit alpha-like protein. Gene Ontology annotation, cellular component: nascent polypeptide-associated complex. The record is from RefSeq and is a predicted model, not a curated record. NCBI's taxonomy places the organism in Eukaryota, Viridiplantae, Streptophyta, Magnoliopsida, Rosales, Rosaceae.
CUCCACAAUCUCGGUGAUAUAUAAUGUCGUCGUUGUGAAACAUUUCGGGUUUUUAGGGUUGUAGUCCGAAGACAUCUCAAACUCACACUGCACUUUACGAAGCAUGACUGCCCAAACUCAAGAAGAGCAGCUCGCUGCCCAACUCGAACAGAAAAAAAUUCAUGAUGAUGAGCCCGUAGUCGAGGACGAAGAUGAUGAAGAUGACGAUGAUGAAGAAGAUGAUGACAAGGAUGACGAUGAUGUGGAAGGACAAGGAGAUGCAAGUGGUAGGUCUAAGCAGAGCAGAAGUGAAAAGAAGAGUCGCAAGGCAAUGUUGAAACUUGGAAUGAAGCCAAUACCAGGUGUCAGCCGUGUGACUGUCAAGAAGAGCAAGAAUAUUCUGUUUGUUAUCUCAAAGCCAGAUGUAUUUAAGAGCCCCGCAUCUGAUACGUAUGUCAUUUUUGGGGAAGCAAAGAUUGAAGAUUUAAGCUCACAACUUCAAACUCAGGCUGCGGAGCAGUUCAAGGCUCCUAAUCUAAAUAGUGUGACAGCAAACCCUGAGCCAUCAACAUUGGCUCAAGAUGAUGAAGAUAUAGAUGAAACUGGUGUGGAACCCAAGGACAUAGAGUUGGUGAUGACACAAGCUGGGGUUUCAAGACCAAGAGCUGUUAAAGCACUCAAAGCAGCAGAUGGAGACAUUGUUUCUGCCAUUAUGGAAUUAACAAACUGAGCCACCUUCUCGGCGAAACUUUACAUCUGAUGAGUUGUAUUUUUUUUGGGCCCCCAGUGCUGUCUACUUGAGAAUUUGAGAUUGAAAUUUCGAAUGUCUUUGUUUCUUUAAUCCUUGUACUAGUAUGAUAUAACUCUGAUGGUUAUGAUGUAUGGUUUGGAUGUCUUUGCAUGUAGUGCAUUGCACCUCAUCAUUUAUACAA